CUUGCACAAAAUGUACGGAGUCUAGCCACACUAUGGUAACCUGAGAUAAGAGAAGAAAAUGAAAAUACCGAAGAGAAAACUAUUUCUUCUCAUUAUUUUUGCCUACGUAGCAUUUUCUCUUUACGCUGCAUAUAAUGUUUUCUUCAGCAACAAAGUAAUCUCCCGCGUUCAUAGGGUGGUGAAGAAGGAGCCCGGAGCACCGUCGGGUGGUGUCAGAGAUGGCGGUGCUCCAUUUGUUGCAGAUGAGUGGAAUCCGUGGGAGGAUGAAGAGGUGGAGUACAACUCCGCUUUAAACAAAAAAAGACAGGCCUUUAAACAGCAAAUGGCUCGAAUGAAUAAAAAUAAACCAAAAAGAUACAACGUCCAAAUCUGGGGAAAAGCUGCCAUUGGGCUUUAUCUUUGGGAACAUAUUUUGGAAGGACCUCUUAACCCAACUGACAAAGUAGCACAAUGGAGGGAGGGAGAGCUGCAGUCAGGAAAGAUUGAAUUCAGUUUCUACACUGGGCCAGCUGUGGUCCAGGGUCACGUUCCUCUGGAAAUGAACAGUCUGGUUUUGGUUCUCAAUGGCCGAGAGCAGCAGAAGGUCACUUACUCCACACGCUGGCUGGAGCACGUCCAGGCUCUAGUUCAUUCCAAUACACUAUCUCAUGUAGCUGUGGUUCUGCUGGGCAAUGAGCAAUGCAACAAUGACUGGAUCGCCCCACACUUAAAGAGAAAUGGUGGCUUUGUAGAUCUGCUGUUCCUCGUUUAUGACAGUCCGUGGGUCAACGAUAAGGAUGUUUUCCAGUGGCCUCUUGGCGUUGCCACAUACAGAGAGUUUCCCAUGAUCAGGCCUAACGCCCAGUUGAUAACUUCCAACCGACCAUACCUCUGCAAUUUCUUGGGAACAGUUUACAAAAAUUCCUCCAGGGAAGCGUUGAUGCAGGUGCUGAAACAGUCGGGCUUAGAUAAGGAAUGCCUCACUGCUGCCAGGGAUAAGUGGCUUCCUCAGGAAACAUCAGACAGUCUGAAGCGCUAUCAGACAGCUCUGGCUCAGAGCGAGCUCACUCUCUGUCCAGUGGGGAUCAACACAGAGUGUUACCGCAUCUAUGAAGCGUGCUCCUACGGCUCUGUGCCCGUGGUUGAAGAUGUGCUGACCCCUGGGAGCUGUGCAGCAGGGCCCAGCUCUCCGCUGCGUCUCCUAAAGGCUGCCGGGGCGCCCUUCAUCUUCAUCAGUGACUGGAAGGAGCUGCCGGCCAUCCUGGAGAGGGAGAGAGGAAUGAGCCAGGAGCAGAGGGUGGACAGGAGGAGGAGGCUGCUGGAGUGGUACUCCAGCUUCCGUCAGCAGAUGAAGGAGAGGUUCACUGAGGUCAUCGAGGAGAAUUUCUUCAAAAAUGUCUGACUGGUGGUUUUUUUUAUAGGAUUCCCAAUAAAUAUUGAUGUAACUUG
Messenger RNA from Nematolebias whitei (Rio pearlfish), 1428 nucleotides. RefSeq names its product ribitol xylosyltransferase 1 (gene rxylt1). Gene Ontology annotation, biological process: protein O-linked glycosylation via mannose. Gene Ontology annotation, cellular component: Golgi apparatus. Gene Ontology annotation, molecular function: ribitol beta-1,4-xylosyltransferase activity. Lineage: Eukaryota; Metazoa; Chordata; Actinopteri; Cyprinodontiformes; Rivulidae. The transcript has 6 exons. The coding region runs from base 59 to 1381 and encodes 440 amino acids. The record is from RefSeq and is a predicted model, not a curated record.